Messenger RNA from Linum trigynum, 2501 nucleotides. NCBI's taxonomy places the organism in Eukaryota, Viridiplantae, Streptophyta, Magnoliopsida, Malpighiales, Linaceae. The record is from the annotation of a GenBank genome assembly.
GGAAGUUGGGAAAAAGCAGCAAACUUGUUUCAUGAGCGGUUUCCCAAGUUCACGACUUUCGUCUCAAUCUCUGUCGUAAAACCAGGGAUCAAAUCAGCCAGGGAUUCCCGCGUAAAACCCAGGUCUUCAUCUGCUUGCUUGCUUGCUUCUUCUUCAUUUACUUCCCCUUUUCGAUUGAUCAAGUGUAUAUCUUUCAUCUUCGACUCCUCAAUCUCGUAAAGCCAAUGGGGUUGAUACUAAAUAGUAGUUUGCAGUCAGCAAUGAGCCAUCCUAUAUUUUAUUGGUUAUGUAUUGGUUCAGGAACUGGGUUGCUUUGAGAUAUUCAUUUGAUGGGAUUGCUUAUUCGCUUGCUUCGUUUUGCAGUGCGUCUUACUGGUUUUUUAACGGAAGAGUGAAGGAUAUUAGUUAGUGAACUUUGAUCUGGUAGGAAGUUCAGUAGUGGAGUAAUGAAAUUAUAUAAGGCAGCACGCUUGAGCUUUCUGCUAGUGUCUAGGAUAAUGUAAAUUAGGUUUGUUUGUAAAUUGAGUCCCUUAGUUUCUUAUCUUCUAUAUCAGUGAGACCAUCUCCCAAGUAGAUUUUAGCCAGUUGUUUUCAGGAGUUCAAGAAAGGGAUUUUGCUCUGCAUCAGUCUGAAGUAGGGAUCUAAUAACCAUCAAGAGCCAAUGGAGGAAGGCAACACGAUUGCCAAGAGAGCUGGUUCUCGUCUUUGUUGUCUUUGCAAUGAAAGAAAGCCUGCUCUUAAAAGACCUAAGACGCUAGAACAGAUAUGCAGGGACUGUUUCUAUAAUGUAUUUGAGGAAGAAAUACACCAAGUAAUAGUGGGAAACCAUCUAUUUAAGGACGGAGAGCGUGUUGCUAUUGGUGCUUCCGGUGGAAAAGACUCCACAGUUCUCGCCUAUGUAAUGUCGGAACUAAAUCGCAGGCAUAAUUAUGGCUUAGAUUUGUUCCUCUUGUCAGUUGAUGAAGGCAUCACAGGGUAUAGGGACGACUCUCUUGAGACUGUCAAAAGAAAUGAAGUCCAGUAUGGUCUACCAUUAAAGAUAGUCUCGUACAAGGAUUUAUAUGGAUGGACAAUGGAUGAGAUAGUGAAGGUUAUUGGUCUGAAGAAUAACUGCACAUUUUGUGGUGUUUUCCGGCGUCAGGCACUUGAUCGAGGAGCGGCAUAUCUAAAAGUAGACAAACUUGUAACCGGCCAUAAUGCAGAUGAUAUUGCUGAGACAGUGCUUCUGAACAUACUACGCGGUGACGUUGCUAGAUUGAGUAGAUGCACUUCAAUCACUACAGGGGAAGAUGGACCGAUUCCAAGAUGCAAGCCAUUUAAGUACACUUACGAGAAGGAGAUUGUCAUGUAUGCUUAUUUCAAGAAGCUGGACUACUUCUCUACCGAAUGCAUUUACUCUCCCAAUGCUUAUCGGGGUUUUGCUCGUGAGUUCAUCAAGGACUUGGAAAGAAUGAGACCUAGGGCCAUAGUCGAUAUCAUCAAGUCUGGAGAGAACUUCAGAAUCUCGACUUCCACGAAAAUGCCUGAGCAGGGGACUUGUGAAAGAUGUGGUUAUAUAUCAAGCCAGAAAUGGUGCAAAGCCUGUGUUCUGCUCGAGGGACUGAACCGUGGUCUACCAAAGCUGGGAAUUGGGCGAAGUCGGUGCCUGGAGAAUAGUAAUGACAACAGGAAAGAGGCGAAGCGAAAUGACGGUGAUAGGAUUAUUGAGAGCAAGCAAUGUGGCAGCUUGGACUUCUGAUCCAGGCAGUCAAGCUGAGCUACCAAUUUGCUGAAUGCUAAUUUAGUUGGGCACAUGACAUGUAUGUAUCUGUAUCUCCAGCCUCUGCAGCUACUGAUGCAUUGAUUGAUGGUGGUCAUGCUUCAUUCUACAAUCCCAACAUUACACUUGUCUUACUUAAAUGGACUAGUUUGGUAAGUCUAGACGUAGGAGAGUUAUGGUUGACGAUAUGAUAUAGCAAAAUUGAGAUUAGAAAUAUUGUUCCACGCUAUAUUGGGUCAGCUGACGGCGCCUAAUAGGCUGGCUGGUGCAAAGUUGGAAACAAAGAAGCAGAAUUCUAAGGCUGGUCCUGGACCUGCCAGACUUAUUUCGGUCCUUUCUUGUUCACUUCUUAGGUCACCCAAUUCGGCAAUGGGCCUCCACCGCUCCCGCGCCGGAGCGUGAAAACGCGCUUUCUCCAUAGAACGGGCAUAAUUCGCGAAUUAUUUGUCAAUGGAGCGCGAAUUAUGUUUGAUAAUUCAUGAAUCCUCUAAUUAUCAGACUUUUACUACAUGCAAGAGAAACAACUCUCGUUCUUGGCUGGUCGAAAGUUCUAUUGCCCUCCGUCGGCGUGAAUCCAAGGGUCACCAGCGCAGUCGUUGUAACAAUCGCUCUCCACCAUUGUGAAUCGAAGGUCGGCAACGCAGUUAUUGUUUAUAUUGGUCUUCCCCACCGUGAAUCGACGGUCACCAACCUAGAGUUUGUUUCUUCCUCAAAUCGUAAAAAGUAAAGGGCUUUAACUUGC